AUGUCUUCGACACCCAUCCCACCCGCGAGAACAGAUCUUCAAGCUAAUUUCUUGUCUACGCCAAACAUGAUUUUCAAUACUCCCAGUACAGCGCGACAUGCAGGUCCAUCAUCUCCUUUCGCGCCCCAUACGUCAUCGCCACUUGCAACUCCUGCCAGACGAGUGUCAUACAAACGCCAACUCCCAGGCAGCAGUCCGAGCCUGGGCAUAAAUCGGAUAAUGAAAAGGGCAAAGUCGGGAGAAGAGAGUCCUCAAAAACAACUUGCUCGAGAAAGGCUCAAGGCUAGAUGCAUGCAACGCGUCGAACAAGACCGAUCCCGGGCCUUGGCGCGAGCUCGUGGGACAAGGCCAAACUUCGGGAUGAGCGAAGCGAGCAGUGAAGCCGGAGAUAUCGACAUGGACGACGAAGAUGACGAAGAUAUCGACGAGGAGACACUGAGGCGUAUCAUGAUCUCCACUAACCGACGGGCUUUGCAUCGCCAUCGCGUUUCGUAUGAGCUCGAGGUAGGAUCUGAUAUCGGAGAGGUCGACGAGAUGGAAGCCGCUUUUGGUUUGGUUUCUGAAGUAGAAGAAAUUCCUGACGAUAUUGAGAUCGAAUACGACGAUCCCGCCGCCGAGUACGAAGCCUAUGUCUCAUCCACACGAUCCUCUGAGGCACAAUCACUAUCUGAGGCGGACCUGGCCCAGAUACUCCCCGCCUUUAUCUUCUCGCUGUCGAAUUCAGGGUGUCCUUGUCCGUUUUGCGAUUCACAAACACUACAAACUGGUCCGAACAAUACAUUUGGCUGCAUGACCUGUCAGAGAGAGAUAUCGAUUUCAUCCGCUGCUUUAUCAUUUGCGGAGCACAUUCAGGAAGUACAUGCCCCUCAUGAGCAUACCCCUUUAAUUGCCUCUGAUCCGAACUUGGGAACCUUGUUUCUAUGUACAGGUGCCGGGUGUGACUGGUGUGAAGCUCUUGACUAA
Molecule: messenger RNA, 963 nt
Organism: Rhizoctonia solani
Lineage: Eukaryota; Fungi; Basidiomycota; Agaricomycetes; Cantharellales; Ceratobasidiaceae
Exons: 4
Coding region: 1-963 (320 amino acids)
Source: RefSeq, a predicted model, not a curated record